Messenger RNA from Tetrahymena thermophila SB210, 6234 nucleotides. Its product is annotated as amidohydrolase family protein. The transcript is spliced from 3 exons. Gene Ontology annotation, cellular component: cytoplasm. The record is from RefSeq and is a predicted model, not a curated record. NCBI's taxonomy places the organism in Eukaryota, Ciliophora, Oligohymenophorea, Hymenostomatida, Tetrahymenidae. Gene Ontology annotation, biological process: purine nucleobase catabolic process. Gene Ontology annotation, molecular function: allantoinase activity.
AAAUUAAUCCUACUCUUCAAAAAAGAAAAGACUUUUUUAAAAACAAAAGUAAGAGUAAAAUUUUGCCAAUUAUUUAGAUUAAAGACAAAUAAAUAAACAAAAAAAACAAAUAAAUAAACAAACUCAAUCAGUGAAUUAAAUUUAAUAUUUGAUAAAAAAACUUAAAGAAAAAUCAAAGGUAUUAACAAACGCAAAAAACCUCAAUAUUCAGUAAAAAAAAUAUAUAAAUAUAAAUAUAUCAGAUUAAAAUCUAAAGAAAUAUUAAAGAGGGACAACUAAAGAUAAUUAGUAAUUAAAGAAACACAAUUAUAUAAAUCAAAUUAGAAAAAAAAGCAUAAAUAAAUUUUGGUAAGAAUAGACUUCUAUUCUUUAGCAUAGAUGUAGGAUAUGCAAUUUACAGAAAUUCAAAACCCUUAGGACAUUAGCUAUACUAUCAUACACUCGUAAAAGAUAUUGAUAGGUCAAAGCAAUCGAUUUUCUGCAGGGUAUUUAGUUAUUAAAGGUGAGUAGAUUGAAAAAUUUAUUCCUGAAAGCGCAGGUUUAUCAAGUCUAACAGAAUAGUAAAAAAGCAAUAUUAUUGAACUUUAGCCACAUCAAUAUGUAAUACCUGGAAUAAUAGAUACGAAUGUAACUAUCCACACUGAAUUAUCAGACCAAGAUUGGAUUGAUAAUAAGCAUCUCUCGAUGCUCGCACUCAAGUACGGAAUCACUACCUUAGUGAAUUAAUCUCUGCAACCUAAGUUGUAAAGCAGCUCUGUGAAUGAAAUGUAAAAUAACACAGCAGAUUAACAAGUGAAGAGCAGCGAGUUAAAUAUCUUUUAAGAUAAUUAUAUGUAGAAGAAAAAGGAAUCUAACAAGUAAAAUUAUCCAAAGGUUUUUGAGUAGAAUUAAAUUACAAUAAAAAAUUAAACGAGUUAAAUUUUUAGUGAUGAAAACGUAUUUAAAACUGUAGAGUAGUUAGAUGAAAAUCCUAGUUGCAAUCAUAAUAAGAUAAACAACUAAAUAAAUAUAAAUAAGAGCAGCAACUAAAAUAAUUUAAAGGGAGAUUCUUUACAUGAUUUUUAAUUUGACGAUAAAGAAAAGCAAAGCUGCUUAGAACCUUCAACAAAUUCUCGUAUUCCUUCGAGCUUACUUGAAUUUCAAACAAAGUUGUAGUAAAAAAAGAAAAAUAAUUUAAAUGAUAACAGCUUAGAGCUAUUUUGUGAUUUUUUCAAUAUACAUGUUCCAGAUUCAUCUGAAGUAAUGUCAUCCUAAAUCAACAAAAAGACUAUUUACUAAAACUAAUUAGAAAUUUAAACACCGAAGUUGAGAAGUGAUAUCAAAAUAUAAUCAAAAUCAUUCGAGUGUAGCAGUAAUUAAGACCAGUAAUUAUAUUUUUUAUCGCCUCUAUAAAGAUAAUAGCACAAUGCUUACUCUAAAAACAUGAUUAAGCUAUACACUUCUCCACCAUUUUUACCUAACAUAUUUCACUUUAUAAAAUAUGAGAGCAUUUCUGCCUAUAUAAAAAGUAUUUAUGAGCACAAAGUGAAAAGAAACAUAGAAUUUUAGCUAGAUUUUUCAUCAUCUUCUCCUGAUGAUGUUAGCAGUUUUUUAAGAGACCAAGAGAAAUCAAUUUAGUUAGCAAACUAAGAAGAAGAUAGCUUAGAAAAGUUAUAUUAAUAAAAUUAGUUAAAAUUUAAACUCUUUAAUUUUUAAGAAACACAUGGAGACCCUUAGAAUCCGUUUGACAUUUAUUCAUAGCAAGGAAAUAAUUAGAAAGAUAAUAAAUCAGAAUACUUUUCAAAAGAGCUACCUAUAAUUGGUUAAAAAUCAAGCAGUGAAAGAUAUCUCUAUAAUAAUUAAUUUUAAUUGAGUAUUAUACCAGAAGUUCAUUCUUGCUAAACAGAAACCCAUAAUAAUUAUACACGCUAGGAAAUAACUGAAUCGCAAAUUAAAAUAUCAAAUAACUUAAUUAACAGCGGAUCUUUUAAUAGUUAGAUUAUAAGGGCUGCUUAAAAUUAGAAUUUAAAUCACAACCAGCAAUCUAUUUUUUUUCAUGAAGAAGGUAUUUAAGAGGAUAGAAUACAUUAAAAAUCUGACGCUGUCUAAAUUUAAACUAUAAACUCAUUAGAUUUCAUCAAUUAGCAAUCUAUCUAAUAAAUUGAUGAGCAGCUAUAGCAACAAAAUUAAAAUUCUAAUUAACUCUCUAGUAGCUAAGCAUAUUAAUUGAGCAGUGGUAAUAAUCCUGUUGUUAUCGAUAAUUCAAGUGGCAUCAUUGAAUAACAAAUAGAAAAAUAAAUUUAAUAAAAUGGUAAAACUUGUAUUUAAAACGAAGAGAAAUAAAAUACAGAUUAAGAAAAUUUAUAAAAAAAUUGUUUAAUUUAGAAUAAAGAUGAAAAUAAUGUAGUAGGCGCUGUAAUAGAAUUUGAAGAAAAGGCACCUGAAAUAGAAAAAAACAUAGGUUAUGAAAUUUAGAAUAAUCAAGAAAACGAUUUGCAAAAACUUUAGGUAUAGCUUGAAAAUCAAAAUUAUAAAAAUGAAGAACAUAAUAUAGCACAGUAAUCUUAAACAUAAAAUAGCUGUAAUAUAGAAAAAAUAAAAAAAUAAUAGAAAAUAGAGAAUGUUGAUGAAUCAAAAAUAGAUUAAAAAAGUGCAAAUUAAAAAGUAUAGAAAAAAUUAUUAUAUUAAGAGGUUGAUCUUCCUAUAUUUUUUAUACAUCCAUCAUCAUAGCAAGGUGAUAAUAAUUUAUCACUCAGUAGUCCUUUCAGAUAGCACUAAUUCAAUGAUAGAAUAAGUAACAAAAAUCCUCCAAAACUAGGCGGUGAUGCUCUAAGAGCACCUUUUGAAAAAGACUAUGAAGAAACAAUAAAUUAUCUCAAAACAGUUGAAUACGAUCCAGAUGAGUAUAAUGAAGAAAUGAAAUAAAUUUUAUAUGAUGUGUUUGAAGCUAGUAAAGAAAAUAGCAAAGCCUAUACUGAUCAUUUAAUUAAUCAUUCAUAGCUCUCUGACUAUAACAGUGACUUAUUAGAUGAAAGCGAUCAAAAUGAGCCGUACAAUUUUCAGCUUGGAAAAUAAGUACUCACUUGGCCCCAGCCAUAAUUUAAUUUAAACUUUGACAAGGAGAGGAAUUACUUUAAUUAAGAGUGUAAUAACUACAAUUGUGAGAAAAACAUGUAACAAAAUUAGGCAGAAGUUGAAAUGGAAAUACCAUACUUAGCAGAUUCGUAAUAUUUAGGCAAUGAUGAAAUACGAGAGUCUAUUUAGAAUAUUCACUAAUCAGUUAUCUAGCUUGAAGACGCAGAGGUAGAAAAACAACUAUAAUAAUAGCAAUUAGAUAUGCCUAUAAUUGAAAAAGAUAAAUUUAAUACCAGUAGCAGAGAUAAGUUAGAUGCUGAUCAAGAGAAAGUAGAUAAUGACAAGAACUCAUUAGAUAGCUCAUAACUUUAAGCAAUUAUGAUUAAAAUGAACUCUAUAGAAAUGUAUGAUGAUUAAAAAAAAGAAGUCUCCAUUAAAGAAAAAACAAAUGACAGCAGAAGCAGCAUCAUCUAAGAUUAUGAAGAAGGAAUCAAUAAAGAAUAGAGCCCAAAAGAAGAUGGUGAAGUAGAAUAAACUAAAGAAACUUAAUUUAGGUUUCAAUAAUAAAAAAGCAUUUCUUAAAAUAACAGUGAAUCUAAGUGUAUAAGAGAUCAGCUAUCCCCAAUUAAUUUUGUGCCUUACGAUGGGGAAAGCAGCAACGAGGGAGGGAAAAAUAAUGAGCCAAUUACUAAAACAGAAAAUGAUAACUUAAAUAUCUGGAAAAAUAGUCCACUAUUUAGGACAGGUCACAAGCAAUUCAAUAGUUAAGAAAAGCAAUCUCCCUUCCAAGAGAUUAAAGCUGAAAUUAGUGCUCGCAAAGAAUAAAAGGAUUUGAAUUUGCUAGAUUUAUCAAUAGGUAAAAAGUUUUCUGGCUUAGAAGGCAUAAUAGGAAUGAAGAGAGCUAAAUCAAUUUGUGAAAAUAGCGAAGAUGAUAUGGAAGAUUCCUCUUCUGACUCAAAAAUGAACAACAAUAUCAGUGAAACACAAUUUUCAAAAUAAAGAAAUGAAUACUCGAAUAGCUCAUCUAGCUAAACUUUAGGCAAUUCUAUUGUUUCGAUAGAAAGAUAAGAAGAAUGCAAGAUUGAAAUGAGACAGUAAGAUGAGAAAGAGAAGAUUUCGCCCAAAGAAAUAAAUUAAAAUAGAAAUAAGGAAGAUGGUAACACAAUGCUUAAAUAGUCAGAUAAAGACGAAGAGGCUUGCUAAAGCUAGGUAAGAAGAAGAAAUUUCACUUUAUAGAAGCUCGAUAUGAGUAACUAAAAUAUAAAAUCUUAAUUAUUAGUUUCAUUGGAUAUGUCAACUAAGAGUAAUUUGUAGGGAUAUUAAGAAAAAAUGACAUAUUCUAACAAAAAUAUAAGUCGUUUAGAUAGCUUAAAAGGAGGAUUUAAUAUCUCUUAACUAUAAAUUAAUGGCAGUAAUUAGAAAGGUGAUGAUUCUAUGAUAAAAUCUAGCAUGAGCUUAAUCGAGAGGAGGUAAAAGAGUUAAAUGUAAAGCAUAAAUCUUGACACUUCUAAAUAAAUUACCUAACCUGCAUAAAUUACUUACAAUCCUAAAAUUGACUAUUUGCAUUUUCUCUCUGCUCGACCUUUUUUUUGGGAGUACUAUGCACUUCAAAUGUACUCUCAAGUAUUCCGCAAUUUACUUACAGCAAGCUAUGAGGCAAGUGACAAACUAAAUCAAUCUAACAAUCUAUCUCCUUCAACAUACUUAAAUUAAUUAUAAUAAAAUACCUAAAGUACAGACGUAGACAACAAUAAAAAUAUUUCUAAAAAUGCUCAUAAUCAAGUCAUCUAAAAUACUAGUGCCUGGAAAGAAAAAGUAUAAAACCCUAUUACAAAUAAUCAAAUGAGAAGAAAACAAAUUAAUAAUUAAAUUGGCACUUUUAUUUUUUAAAAUAUUUCAAAUGGAUUAAGUAUAGUGAGGAUUUUUUCAAUGAAAAAAGUAUAUGAAGAGAUAGUGAAUAUUUAUUCUGAAGUAAGUUGGCCUUUCUUGUUCUUUGAUUCAACUCAAAUCACUUCAGGUGAUUCUCGUUUCAAGUCAGAACCUGCAAUUCAAAACUUGUAAAACAAGUAAAUUCUACAGAGUUGUCUCUUUAAUAAUUAAAAACUAAUUCAUAUGGUUGGCUCUUUCCACUUUACAGUGCCUGCAAAAUACAAAUUCUUUUCAUAAAACCAAAAUUUAAAUACCUCCCAACAAGUUUAAUCUAUUUAGAACAUGACAUAAUAAGCAGAUUAUUUUCCUGGUGAUUUUUAAAGAGCUAUAAACGGUUUAUUUUCAAUUGGUGGAUAACUGCCCACUCUAUGGACUAUUGCAGUAUCUUAAAAUUAAUAGAACUAGAUUAGUUCAAAAGCUAAAAGCCCAAUUGCUAGUAGGUCUAAGUCAUCUUCUUUUUCAUUUGGAAUAAAUGUUCAACGAAAUUUAACUGGUCUUCCUAAUUUAACUCAAAAUCCUAGUAUUUUCAAGUAGCAUCAGGGUGAACAUACUGCAGAAAAAACAGAAGGAAGUGAGGAUAGCUUAACGAAUGAACCAAAUAGAGAAAAUAGCCCUUUAGUUUAGAAUAUAGAACAAGAUAACAAUGGUGAUAAUAGCAAAUUACUUAAAUAAAGAAAGAAAUCUUCAUUUUACUAAAAAGAUAAGAAAGAUGAUUUAAAUUUCAGCAUAAAAAAGAUGAUAAAAUAAAAUCAAUUAGAUAAUUUGACCAAUAGUGAAAACCAAAGUCCAAUAUCCCACAAAAUGGAUGAUCUUUUAUUAGAUAUAAACCCCAAUAAUAAACAAAUUUUCUAAAUGAAUGAAGAUAUGAUCAGCAUUAAAACAGAUUCAAAUAACUCAACUCCUAACAAAAAAAGCAAUAACGUUGAAAGAAAAUAAUUAACUGAUUAGGAAGAAAAAUAUCUUAUAAGAAUAGCAGAUGUCCUCUCAAGAAAUCCAGCAAAAAUUUGUAAUUUUAAAUAAAAAGGGACAUUAGAGGAAGGAAAGCACGCUGAUUUUAUCAUAUUUGAUCCCUUCGAAGUAUAUGAAUUUUCAGCCUAAAUUGAUGAAAAAUAAAAAUUCCCUGCUUAAUUACAUAUUCUUAAUAGUUAAAAAGUCCAAGGAAAAGUUAUUUCUACUUAUCUUAGAGGGAGAAAAAUAUAUGAAAAUCAAAAGUUUUAUUUGGAUUCAUUUAGUCCAAUACUCAAACUUUGA